Manacus vitellinus (golden-collared manakin) is the source of this 465-nucleotide messenger RNA. RefSeq names its product kinesin heavy chain-like. The transcript has 2 exons. Lineage: Eukaryota; Metazoa; Chordata; Aves; Passeriformes; Pipridae. The annotation marks the transcript as partial. The record is from RefSeq and is a predicted model, not a curated record.
AGUGCCCUGACAGCGACCCAGAGGGAGCUGGGCCAGCUGCAGGAGCUCAGUAACCACCAGAAGAAGAGGGCGACAGAAAUCCUGAACCUGCUGCUGAAGGACCUGGGGGAGAUCGGGGGAAUCAUCGGAACCAACGACGUGAAAACAUUGGCAGAUGUGAACGGGGUGAUCGAGGAGGAGUUCACCAUGGCCCGGCUCUACAUCAGCAAGAUGAAAUCCGAGGUGAAGUCCCUGGUGAACCGCAGCAAGCAGCUGGAGAGCGCCCAGAUCGACUCCAACAGGAAGAUGAACGCCAGCGAGAGGGAGCUCGCGGCCUGCCAGCUCCUCAUCUCACAGGUGGGGCUGUUCCUCCCCGCUCCCAGGGCUCCUUCCUGCCUUCUCCCGAGCUUUGAGGGCUUCCUCAGCCUCUUCCCUCGUGGAAUGUGUGUGCUCGGAGCGAGAAAUGAGGCUUCAGGGGGCAGAAGU